This is a messenger RNA of Macaca mulatta (Rhesus monkey), 2935 nucleotides long. NCBI's taxonomy places the organism in Eukaryota, Metazoa, Chordata, Mammalia, Primates, Cercopithecidae. The record is from RefSeq and is a predicted model, not a curated record.
UGUGUUGGCUCCAAAGUAUCCUCACCAUCACAAAGUGUAUUCGGUGAACAAUGUUCAGUCCUGAAAUUUGGAAGUUAGGGGGGCAAUUUCUGCCUGAAAUAAGACAAAAGUAAAAAUCCGCCACAGUGCAAGCAGAAGAGUCAGGUUUUCUACCCACCAGGCCCUAAUAUCCUCUGAGCGCUUUAACGCUCUCGCUCAAGAAGGCGCAGGCUGCUGCGAUGGACAUGGGCGUCCGGCUCCGGCACGUGCCGCGGGUCUUUCCGGCCCUGGUGAGGGAGCUGGCGGACUCGCGCCAACCUUCGCGGAAGAGCGCCACGAAAGGCAGAUGGUUCCCUCACUUUGAGCACCUCCCUGCCGCGCUCUCCGGGUCCAGGCCGCUAGCCGGAUUGAAGCCGCUCCGCGCGUCGGACCCCGUGCCCUGGCCCUCCCGGGUGUCGUCCGGUCCUGCCUCUGCGGGGCCCGAGCCCGCCCACGGCGCCGGCUGGCCAAGGUGUCCCAGCUGCUCCUUGGCGCCCCCUGGCCCAGCUCCGGCGCCCGAGGUUUCCGGUGAGCGGCAGUAGCCGGUUAUGACGACUCCCUCCUCUGCAACAGCCGCAGUCUCCUCCGCCUCCUCCUCGAUAGUCACGGCUGCAGCGGCUCCAGGCCUGUGGAAAUCAAAUCAAGGGUUUCUGGAGUGGAGUGAGUCCAGCUGCUUUGAGCUGAAGGAAAAGUAGCCUGGCCACCAAAGCGUCCCUGUGCUGGAGGAGUGCAGCCACCCAUCCCCGCGGGCCUUGCAGGAGGACUGACACCAGGAAGGCUUUGUGCCAGGCCCGGCAGCCACCCCCACCCGCCUUAUGCAGGUGGGUACAUGCCGUCGCCAGAAGCCAGCUUUCUGAUCUGCGUCUUUAGAUUUUUUCCAUCGCCUGAGCGUUACUUCUCAACUGAUCGGUUUUAGAGACCUGAAACAUCACAGAAGCUUCUGAGUGGUUCUGAGGAUUCAAGAGUUUGAUCUCUAGGUUUGUGGGUUGCUAUGUUAAUGUUGUUUGUCUUUGGAGUCUUACUUCAUGAAGUCCCACUGAGUGAUCAGAAUGAAGCUCCUCCUAACACUCACAGCAUUCCAGGCGAACCUCUGUAUAACUAUGCCAGUAUCCGCUUGCCGGAGGAGCACAUUCCCUUCUUUUUGCACAACAAUAGGCAUAUUGCCACUGUCUGUAAGAAAGACUCUCUUUGUCCAUAUAAGAAACACCUAGAAAAGCUAAAGUACUGCUGGGGUUAUGAGAAAUCCUGUAAACCAGAGUUCAGGUUUGGUUACCCAGUUUGCAGCUAUGUCGACAUGGGAUGGACGGACACUCUUGAGUCAGCUGAGGACAUAUUCUGGAAACAGGCUGACUUUGGAUAUGCCAGAGAGAGGCUGGAGGAGAUGCAUGUGCUCUGUCAGCCUAAGGAAACGAGUGACUCAAGUCUGAUGUGUUCCCGUUAUCUUCAGUACUGCAGAGCAACCAAUCUCUACCUUGAUUUAAGAAACAUCAAGAGAAAUCAUGACAGAUUUAAGGAGGACUUUUUCCAGCGUGGUGAAAUUGGAGGGCACUGUCAACUUGACAUCCGUACAUUGAUGUCUGAAGGUCAGCGCAAAAGCCCUCUGCAGUCAUGGUCCAAAAAUAGAACAUCGUGCGCACCUCAGGCUCCCUUCCAGGCUCUACCCCAUCCCCCUCUCCAAAGGUUUGCUGAGCUACAAAGCUAUACUCAGCUCAACUUCACACCUAUAGAAGAUGCUAAAUGUGACAUUGUCAUUGAAAAACCAACAUAUUUCAUGAAAUUAGAUGCAGGUGUUAACAUGUAUCAUCACUUCUGUGAUUUCAUCAAUCUUUAUCUUACUCAGCACGUUAAUAACUCAUUCAGUACUGACGUGUACAUCGUGAUGUGGGACACUAAGUGCCUUUUACCUCCCACCAUGAUUCUGAGGCCUCCCCAGCCAUGUGGAACUAGUUCUUACGGAUAUGGUGACCUAUUCUCCGACACAUGGAAUGCAUUUACUGAUUAUGACAUUAUACAUUUGAAAACUUAUGAUUCCAAAAGGGUAUGUUUUAAAGAAGCUGUUUUUUCAUUACUCCCCCGCAUGAGGUAUGGGCUGUUCUAUAAUACUCCUCUGAUAUCUGGCUGUCAAAAUACUGGACUAUUCAGGGCAUUUUCCCAGCAUGUGCUACACAGACUAAACAUCACACAAGAAGGACCCAAGGAUGGAAAAAUUCGAGUCACCAUUCUUGCACGGAGCACCGAAUACCGGAAAAUCUUAAACCAAAAUGAGCUUGUAAAUGCACUGAAAACAGUACCUACAUUUGAAGUCCAGAUUGUUGAUUACAAGUAUAGAGAACUUGGGUUUUUGGAUCAACUGAGGAUCACACACAACACAGACAUAUUUAUUGGAAUGCAUGGAGCUGGUCUGACCCAUUUACUUUUCCUUCCAGACUGGGCUGCUGUAUUUGAACUGUACAACUGUGAAGAUGAACGCUGUUACUUAGACUUGGCCAGGCUGAGAGGCAUUCACUACAUCACUUGGCAAAGGCAGAACAAAGUCUUUCCUCAGGAUAAGGGCCACCAUCCAACCCUGGGGGAGCACCCGAAGUUCACCAACUACUCUUUCGAUGUAGAAGAAUUUAUGUAUCUUGUCCUUCAGGCUGCAGACCACGUAUUGCAACACCCAAAGUGGCCAUUUAAGAAGAAACGUGAUGAGCUAUAAAUAUGUUGAGUCUGUUUGCAAAAAGAGAGUGUUUAAACACUCUAGCACCCAGACUUAGAAUUAAAUCAGUAAAGCAAUCUCUUAUUUCCUAUCCCCGAAUUACCUUUUCUAUGCCAAAACAUACCUUCAGGAUAUUGUUAUGUGUUUUGUAGACGUUAAGUGUUUCAUGUGGUUUUUGUGUCAUUGCUAUUUAUCAAUAGCAAUAAUUUUGCACUGAAA